AUGGCGACGGCGUGGGUGCGCUCACUCAGCUGCAGGUCCUCCUACGCCGUCACCGACGCCGCCGUCGCGCCGACCCCGGCCAAGAAGCCGCCGCCGCCGCUUCCGUUCUCUUGCGCCACUACGGCGGCCGCGGACGUGAUGGACGCCGUGGCGUACGCGCAGCAGGCCAGGAGGAAGAAGAUGGGGAGGGAGAGGGACAGGCGGAGGGAAGCGCGGGAGCCACGUCCACGGCCCAAGAAGAAGCCGAAGCCGAUGGCGAUGGCGAAGGAGGCGGCCGGGGCGUUGUUCAUGCCGUCGCCGGCUCCGGGGCCGCCCGUGAGCUCGGCGUUCCUGACGAUGGCGGAGCUGCCGGAGGGCCACUCGUCGCGGCGGGUGGUCGAGCUCAUCUUCUCGUCCGGGUGGGGCGGCGCGUCGGGGGCGCCGGAGCCGUCGGUGGAGGCGCUGUUCCGCGUCCACAGCGCAUCGCGCGCGGUGGCGCGGUUCGAGGAGGCGCGGGCCGCAGCGCGCGCGCACGGCGCCGCGGCGCGGUGCGGCGCCGACGGCAACGAGAUGAUGCGGUUCCAGUGCCGCUCCUCGCCCGCCGACGCGCCCGGCGGGGUGUUCGGCGCGGGCGUCGCCACCUGCCGCCUCGGCGCGUCCGCCUCCGCCGUGCGCACGUUCGCCUGCAGCGGCGCCGCGCACGCCAGCGUUGCCGGGGCCUGCGGUGGCGGCACCGCCACCGGCCGCAGGGCGAUGCUGGUGUGCCGCGUCAUCGCCGGUCGCGUCCGCCCCGCCAACGACCCGUCCCCGCGCCACGCCCACGCCUCCGGCGCCGCCGCCUACGACUCCAUCGACAUGGGCAACGGCGAGCUCGUUGUCCUCGACAGCCGCGCCGUGCUCCCCUGCUUCCUCAUCAUCUACAAGGUGUAG
Setaria italica (foxtail millet) is the source of this 909-nucleotide messenger RNA. RefSeq lists its product as uncharacterized. The record is from RefSeq and is a predicted model, not a curated record. Lineage: Eukaryota; Viridiplantae; Streptophyta; Magnoliopsida; Poales; Poaceae. The coding region runs from base 1 to 909 and encodes 302 amino acids. The transcript has a single exon.